Molecule: messenger RNA, 3103 nt
Organism: Colossoma macropomum (tambaqui)
Lineage: Eukaryota; Metazoa; Chordata; Actinopteri; Characiformes; Serrasalmidae
Gene: dusp6
Product: dual specificity phosphatase 6
Exons: 3
Coding region: 519-1673 (384 amino acids)
Biological process (GO): protein dephosphorylation; negative regulation of ERK1 and ERK2 cascade; regulation of heart growth
Cellular component (GO): cytoplasm; cytosol
Molecular function (GO): MAP kinase tyrosine/serine/threonine phosphatase activity; protein tyrosine/threonine phosphatase activity
Source: RefSeq, a predicted model, not a curated record
AGAGAGCAAGAGGCGAGCGUUCGGCGUCCGUGUUCGAAUUCGAGAACGCGAAUCGAAGCAGAAACACAAACACGAACCCGAAGGACAUAAACCUGCAGCUACAGACACACCUGCCGGUGCGGACGGUCAGCUCGACUCUCUCCGAGACCGGAGACGGCGUUAUAUAACGGGGAAGGCAACGUCAGCCUCUGUGGCUUCACUCACUGGCUGGCGCUCGAGCCAUUGAUAAACGCGCACGCAUUCUCGGUGCGCUCGCAUGAAUGGACUGGAGCGGAGCGAGCGCGGGCUCGACUCCUUAACGAGAGAAAGGAGACGAACAGGGGGGAAAGAAGCGGAGUGAAACCCGUCCUCCAUUUUUGAACGAGUCGACUGUUUUUGCGUGCUUUUUUUGUUUUUUAAUGCUCGGGGCCUCGCGGAUCCGUGAACGCCUCCCUCCCUCGCCUUCCACAGCGGUUUAAGGUUAUACUGAAAGGAGGUACGCGGCGUCGGUCUCGUAUCUGUCUUUGUUUUUCACCCUGAUGCUCGAUAAGUUCAGACCCGUUCAGCUCGAUUCGGCGGCGAUGGCGAUCAGUAAGAGCGCGGAGUGGCUGAGGGAGCAGCUCGAGACGCGGCGCGACGGCUUGCUCGUGAUGGACUGCCGAGCGCGGGAGCUCUACGAGUCGUCGCACGUCGAGACGGCCAUCAACGUGGCCAUCCCGAGCCUCAUGCUCCGGCGGCUCAAGAAGGGCAACCUGCCCGUCAAGUCGCUGCUCUCCAGCGGGGAGGACCGCGAGAGGUUCGCGCGGAGGUGCAAGACGGACACGGUGGUCCUGUACGACGAGUACAGCAGGGACUGGAACGAAAACGUCGACGGCGGCUCCGUGCUUGGCUUGCUGCUGAGGAGGAUGAAGGACGAGGGCUGCAGGGCUUUCUACCUCGAAGGUGGCUUCAGCAAAUUCCAAGCCGAGUACCCUUCCCUGUGCGAGACGAACCUCGAUGGCUCGUCCAGCAGCAGCUCCCCCACAGCUCAGGUACUGGGCCUGGGCGGCCUGCGGAUCAGCUCUGACUCCUCUGACAUCGAAUCAGACAUCGACCGUGACCCGAGCAGCGCCACCGACUCAGACGGAAGCCCCCUGUCCAACCCCCAGCCCUCUUUUCCUGUUGAGAUCCUUCCGCACCUCUAUCUGGGCUGUGCCAAGGACUCCACGAACUUGGACAUCCUGGAAGAGUUUGGCAUCAAGUACAUCCUCAACGUUACCCCUAAUCUCCCCAACAUGUUCGAGAACGCUGGAGAAUUUAAAUACAAGCAGAUCCCAAUUUCUGAUCACUGGAGUCAGAAUCUUUCGCAGUUCUUCCCCGAGGCCAUCAGCUUCAUUGAUGAGGCCCGAGGACAGAAGUGUGGCGUUCUGGUGCACUGUCUGGCCGGCAUCAGCCGUUCGGUCACGGUAACGGUGGCCUACCUCAUGCAGAAGCUCAACCUGUCCAUGAACGACGCCUACGACAUCGUCAAGAUGAAGAAGUCCAACAUCUCGCCCAACUUCAACUUCAUGGGCCAGCUCCUGGACUUUGAGCGCACACUGGGCCUGCAGAGCCCCUGCGACAACCGCGCUUCGUCAGCCCCCUCACAGCCGCUCUACUUCACCACACCUACCAACCACAACGUCUUCCAGCUGGACCCGCUCGAGUCCACGUGAGAGCGGCUCCCUACGGCGCAACCCCUCCUGGCUGCAAAAGGUGUUCAAAUGUUGAAACAUGGGUUUCUCUUUUUUCGUCACCUGUCAGAGGGUUCCUGACGUUUUUGACACAGUUGGCUGGAGACGACAGCUGACGUGAGUAGCCACUGACGCGGCAUCUGGUUUUGGCCGAGGCGGAAAGGCAGCUGCUGUAAUUCUGGGACAAGAGACAGAGGGCAGACACCACAGCUCUGCUUCUCUCUGAGACUCUGUAAGGUAGUUCCUGUUUUAUAUCUUCGUAUCCAAGCAUGUGAAGACUGUCGAAGCAGACAGGACUUUUAAUGUGGAACGUCACAUACAAUAUGGCUGGCGUGCCAAAGAGACUUGACUGGAACUGGACAAUUAUAUAGACUCUUUUCUAGCACUUGCACCUUCACGUUUUUUUGGGUGUGCUCUCCUUGUCUUCAGUGAAGACUUGCCUGUUUUGGGGAUAAAAAACACCCUCGUUGAUGAUGGCACAGUAUAGUGUACUCCAGUUUAUUUGCGUGGAGUCAUUUUUGAAACGUUUAUACAUGUGUAUAUUAAAGACGUUGGUAAGCCUUGCCCUAGCCACAGUAUACCUGUUGCAAAAGAGCGGGUACUGAUACUUUUUUUCCUUCCUUUCUCAUCUAUGUAAACAAACUGAAUAUUGAUCAAUAUUAUAUAUGAGUUAAAUGCCAAAAAUUGAAUAGGUUUUGUGAGAACAUAAAUGUGUAUAUGUAUAAUAUAUUUCUUCUUCUACUUUUUUUGUUUUUUGUUUUUGCUUCAUGGAUGAAUUCAGCCUUUAUCAGCCUUUUCUUAUGCACCCUUCCACACUCAGAAAGUCACCUUGUUCUCUUGCCUUAGGUCUUCUGUACAUAGGAGUAAUGUUGUGCAUUAACCUCUCGGAGCAAUCCCCCCCCCACCCCCCCAUAAGCUUAUCUGUCACCAGCUAUCAGUUCUCCAUAGGAUCGAGCUAUAACAAAUGGCACAUUCAGAAAGUAUUGUUCAAAAACUUGUAUCUGUAUGUGUUCAAGGCAUACCUUAAAACCAAGUUCGCGUGAAUACGGAUGCAUGCUGUUGUUCAAUCUCGAACCAGGACGCCUUGAUAACGCUCUGUUUUCGUUUAAUGUGGGGACGGUGGAAGGUUGACGCGAGUGACGCUUGUUUUUGUGCAACAGUUUGAGGUUUCUGAAAUGUUGACAAGGCAGGAGACAUUUACAUGCCUCUCCUCUUCAGGGAAAUUAUGUGAAAUGCAAUUUAGUUGUCAGAGGAAUGAUUGAAAUGGAUUUUAAAGGGGACGCUGAUUCCCUCAAAGCGAAGGCCUGUUCUGAUGGAGGAGGGGCUACUUUUCACAGCCCCUCACUUCAACCCUACGAAUGUAAAGAGAUGAUAAGUUAUUAAUAAAUUGCUAUUUUGUCUAUUCAAACCUA